Molecule: messenger RNA, 1131 nt
Organism: Coregonus clupeaformis (lake whitefish)
Lineage: Eukaryota; Metazoa; Chordata; Actinopteri; Salmoniformes; Salmonidae
Exons: 7
Coding region: 354-1040 (228 amino acids)
Biological process (GO): N-acylphosphatidylethanolamine metabolic process
Cellular component (GO): cytoplasm
Molecular function (GO): glycerophospholipid phospholipase A1 activity; A2-type glycerophospholipase activity
Source: RefSeq, a predicted model, not a curated record
CAGGGAAGAUCCUUCACUCUCCACUCUCAACAGGGAAGACUUUUCACUCUCACCUCUCAACAGGGAAGAUCCUUCACUCUCACCUCUCAACAGGGAAGACCCUUCACUCUCACCUCUCAACAGGGAAGAUCCUUCACUCUCACCUCUCAACAGGGAAGAUCCUUCUCUCUCACCUCUCAACAGGGAAGACCCUUCACUCUCAACUCUCAACUCUCAACAGAGAAGACCCUUCACUGUCACCUCUCAACAGGGAAGACCCUUCACCUCUCACCUCUCAACAGGGAAGACCCUUCACCUCUCACUUCAACAUCCACCCGUCUUACUCUCCGGAGCAUUUCCCCAGGACUGACCUGAUGAUGAGAAUGAAGCAGAUGUUCAUUUUUGUCAUUUUGUUGACAAUUUACUUUCAACUGGCCACCUCUAAUGGACCGGAUCAGGAGAUUAGGAGAAGGCCCGCACCACAGGAGGUUCAGGGAGCACAAGGAAAUGCUGCAGAACCGUAUGCAUUUGGGGAUAUCAUCAAAUUUAAUCGGCAGCAGAUUGGCAUUAGAACAUAUAGCCACUAUGCUAUUUACGUGGGCAAUAGAAUGAUCCAAGGUAAAACUACUGGACAGGAUAUUUUUCACUUCUCAGGUGAACUAUUUCCUCCCGGAAGUGGAGAUUGUGUGUUUGCCAAACUGGAGGAUGUUACACAAGGCAGUACCCAUUACGUAGACAAUUAUGGGGAUACUCAAGGCCUCCAAACUAGAACAGUUGAAGACAUGACUAAAGUUAUUAUGGAUCUGAACAACAGUUGUCAAGGAACAUACUCUGUUAGUUCUAAUAAUUGUGAGCAUCUUGCCACAUUUAUUCGGUAUGGUUCUGCAAGCUGCAUUCAGGGAGAUACCAAUACAUUCACCGGUUUUUUAGCUUCACUUUUCUGCAAUAAUGCAUCGACCCCGGCAUUACUCAAGAAGAAUGUGAAGAGGGGGCGUGGCAGAAGAGGUCUUGGUCUCCUGCGUGAUGAAACCCAUUCCAACCAGGGUGCACCAGCAGCUUGAGAUCUUAACCUCUCAGAUGUUCUUGCUCUCUUCCAUCCUCUUUCUCUCUGUAUGAAGUGAGGUCUUAAUAAUAAUAAAACAUGAGCAAGAA